This is a messenger RNA of Daphnia pulicaria, 2350 nucleotides long. Its product is annotated as putative polypeptide N-acetylgalactosaminyltransferase 10. Lineage: Eukaryota; Metazoa; Arthropoda; Branchiopoda; Diplostraca; Daphniidae. The record is from RefSeq and is a predicted model, not a curated record. The coding region runs from base 319 to 2160 and encodes 613 amino acids. Gene Ontology annotation, cellular component: Golgi apparatus. The transcript is spliced from 13 exons.
AUUCCUCUGCCCAACAAUAUAAAAACCUGUUUCUGUUGAUAUUCGUAACUUGGUGUGUGUGUUUGUGUAUUCUAGACUUUCCUGUUCACAUCGUCGCUGUGUGUGUAUGUCUGUUAUCUGCGACCGUGAUCUUAAAACGAAAAUUGAGGGGGGGAUGUGCACCGCAGUUGCGUGUCUGGAGACCAGCUGAAUAUUUGUCGUAAAAUACACGUAAGCUUAGUGACAGUUUAGACUUCUCCAGCCCAGUGUGUUGUCGAAACCUGUCUGACUCUCGGGUCUUUAUGCGCCGGCUGUAGUCUAACUCGUCUCAGGUAGAGAAUGCCCGCCAUCACAUUUUCGAGAAGACAUCAUCGCUUGGCCAUUCGAAUUUUACUCUUCUGUGUGGCAUCUGGGCUUGUGUUGGUCUUUGUACUUUCGAAAGGGGGAGAUGUUGUCAAUAAGGUUGAUAUCGAAGGUAAAGCUGCCUGGCUCAAAGACUCGAUAGCCAACUUGCCCAUAUAUCAGGAGGAUACUAGAGAAUUUUGGCAGAAAACACAUUCCUCGAAAAAAAUUGACUGGCACAACCACAAGCAAAUUGAACAAGAAUCCAAACAGACUGGCCCUGGAGAACAAGGACUGGCCUUCUACCUUUCACCUGAAGAUGAAAAAAUCAAAGACUCUUUGUACAAGGUCAAUGGCUUCAAUGCACUUGUCAGUGAUAGAAUCAAUCUCAACCGAACACUGAAAGACAUCAGACAUCCAGAUUGCAAGGCGCAAAAUUAUUUAGAAGAUCUCCCAACUGCAAGUAUUGUCGUACCAUUCCAUAAUGAACACUUUUCAGUAUUGCUUCGGACGGCGUACAGCGCAUUGAACCGAGCUCCUGCCAAUCUUUUGGAAGUCAUUUUAGUUGACGACGCAUCUACUAAAGAGCACAGUAAAAAACCUUUGGAUGACUACGUCACCCAGCACAUGCCCAGAGUAAGGGUCAUUCAUCUGGCCGAAAGAUCCGGUCUUAUCCGCGCUCGAAUGGCAGGAGCUCGUCGCGCCAAAGGCGACGUCAUCAUUUUUCUCGAUUCCCAUUCGGAGGCGAAUGUCAAUUGGCUUCCUCCUUUAUUAGAUCCCAUUGCUGAAGACUACCGGACGGUCGUCUGCCCUUUUAUAGACGUUAUCGAUUUUGAAACAUUCGCCUACAGAGCUCAAGAUGAAGGGGCCCGUGGAGCUUUCGACUGGGAAUUUUUUUACAAACGACUGCCGUUGCUCCCAGAUGAUUUGAAACAUCCUGCACGACCGUUCAAAAGCCCGGUCAUGGCUGGCGGACUCUUUGCCAUAAGCAAAAAAUUCUUUUUCGAACUGGGCGGUUACGACGAAGGCUUGGAAAUUUGGGGCGGCGAGCAAUACGAACUUUCUUUCAAAAUAUGGCAGUGCGGUGGUCAGAUGUUUGACGCCCCUUGUUCUAGAAUCGGGCACAUUUACCGGAAAUAUGCUCCCUUUCCAAACAGCGCCAAAGGCGAUUUCGUCGGCAGGAAUUACAAACGUGUGGCCGAAGUCUGGAUGGACGAGUACAAAGAAUAUUUGUACAAGCGGCGUCCCCAAUACCGCAACCUAGAAGUCGGUGAUUUAUCAUCCCAGACCGAAAUUCGUGAGCGUCUUCAGUGCAAGACAUUCAAGUGGUUCAUGACAAACAUUGCCUUCGAUUUACCAAAGAAAUAUCCGCCCAUCGAACCUCCAGAUUUCGCUUCCGGAGAGAUUCGAAGCAAAGCCGAUUCCACUUUAUGUGUGGACACUCAAUUCAAAAAGGAAAACGAGCGCUUUAAUUUAGAGCAGUGCGUUAAAGAUGGUUCUGGGAGAUCAGGUGAACAGCAAUUUGCUUUGACGUGGCACAAAGAUAUUCGACCGCACAAGAGAACCAUGUGUUGGGACGUUUCGAGCCUUGAUGCUCAGGCACCCGUUCUACUUUGGGGUUGUCAUGGUUCCCAAGGAAAUCAACUUUGGCGUUACGAUCCGGAAACUCUGCAAUUGAUUCAUGGUGGAAAUCCUCGUUGCCUGGAUUGUGAUCCCGGACGCAAAGAGCUUUUUGUUGCUACUUGUAACAGUGAGUCCCCGACACAGCGCUGGACGUUUGAACGGUUCAACCAAACCGCAUUAUUGCGCUGGAACAAAGCCGGGAUAGAUGAAGUUUAAAUUUGAAAAUGUUGCUAAACGUUUUUUGUUUGAUGAUUAACAUUUAUUUUCCUGUUUUCUCCCAAAAAAUCGAAGCAGCUUGCUUCUCAUUGUAUUUUGCUUUUACAUUCCCGUUUGUUGAUAUGAAGCAUGUUUAAGCUAAAGGGGUGUGCCAUCAGACCUUAAUUAAUACAGUUUGUGCCUUACAAGA